This is a messenger RNA of Chelmon rostratus (copperband butterflyfish), 4866 nucleotides long. RefSeq names its product forkhead box F1 (gene foxf1). Lineage: Eukaryota; Metazoa; Chordata; Actinopteri; Chaetodontiformes; Chaetodontidae. The coding region runs from base 314 to 1456 and encodes 380 amino acids. The transcript is spliced from 2 exons. Gene Ontology annotation, cellular component: nucleus. Gene Ontology annotation, biological process: animal organ morphogenesis; regulation of transcription by RNA polymerase II. The record is from RefSeq and is a predicted model, not a curated record. Gene Ontology annotation, molecular function: DNA-binding transcription factor activity, RNA polymerase II-specific; RNA polymerase II cis-regulatory region sequence-specific DNA binding.
UGAGCUCCUCGGACGCACGACAACACACCAACUGAAGUGGAAAGCGGCUCCUGUUCUGCUCCUUAUCCCAUUUCGAACAAGGCGGUUCGGCUUCAGACUGCUGUAGGACUGAAUCAGCGGGAACAAGUCAGAGUCAAGAAGACGCUCUCGCCUUUGGCUCGUGCGUUAAGUUUGCCGACAGUUUGACUUUUUUUCUUUUCUUUUUUUUACCUCUUUAUGUCAGCGAAUUAGUAUCCAGUUUUUGCAGUGUUUGUCGGUGGAAAGGUGGACAUCAACCAUUUUCGUUCGUCAUCUCGAAGACUAAAUUUAACUAAUGACGGCAGAGGUCCAGCAGCCCCCAGCGCAGACUCCUGCUCAGAGCAGCCCGAUGUCGGCUCCGGAGAAGCCGCACGGACAGACGGCGGUGAUGGAAACCGCCUCCUCCACUACGAAAACCAAAAAGACGAACGCAGGGAUCCGCAGACCAGAGAAACCCCCGUAUUCAUACAUAGCCCUAAUAGUCAUGGCUAUCCAGAGCUCGCCAACCAAGCGCCUGACGCUCAGUGAAAUCUACCAGUUCCUGCAGAGCCGUUUCCCGUUUUUCAGGGGCUCAUACCAGGGAUGGAAGAACUCCGUGCGUCACAACUUGUCCCUGAACGAAUGCUUCAUUAAGCUGCCCAAGGGCCUCGGCCGGCCAGGGAAGGGCCAUUACUGGACUAUCGACCCGGCUAGUGAGUUUAUGUUCGAGGAAGGCUCCUUCAGAAGGAGACCCAGGGGUUUUAGGCGCAAGUGCCAGGCGCUGAAGCCCAUGUACAGCAUGAUGAACGGCCUGGGAUUCAACCACAUCCCCGAGUCCUACAACUUCCAGGGGAGCGGCGGGGGCCUAUCCUGUACGCCCAACAGCUUGCCUCUGGACAGCGGGAUUGGGAUGAUGAAUGGACACUUGGCAGGUAACAUGGAGGGAAUGGGUCUGUCCGGGCACACCAUGUCACACCUGUCGACCAACAGUGGACAUUCCUACAUGGGAAGUUGUACAGGAUCCACUGGGAGUGAUUAUCCCCACCACGACAAUUCCGCCUCUCCACUGCUCACCAGCGGAGGAGUCAUGGAGCCUCACCCGGUCUACUCGAGCUCAGCCUCGGCGUGGGCCCCGGCCCCCUCGGCCUCGCUGAAUAACGGGGCCUCCUACAUAAAGCAGCAGCCUCUGUCCCCCUGUAAUCCAGGGGCAAACCCACUGCAGCCGAGCUUGCCCACACAUUCACUAGACCAGUCGUACCUGCACCAGAACGGCCACAGUACUACAGAUUUACAAGGUAUUCCUCGGUACCAUUCCCAGUCUCCGAGCAUGUGCGACCGAAAGGAGUUCGUCUUCUCGUUCAACGCCAUGACGUCCUCGGCGAUGCACUCACCGAGCAGCAGCUCGUACUACCACCACCAACAGGUCGCCUACCAGGACAUCAAGCCGUGCGUCAUGUGAUGCGUCCGCGGACAACGUGCAGGGCAGAGGACGGUGUCGCAGACUUGAGCCACGCAGCAGAGUGAAACGAGAACAAACGAGUAAAAAACCACUGAGAGACAGAGCAGAGCGGCCCGGCCCGGCCCGGCCCGGCUUGGCCCCGGAGACAGCUCACUGCUUCUAUUAGAGCGGACUACUUAUCUGUGCCGCGUGACACAUCAGCGACAGAGACGCGGAGACAGGCCAAUCACAAAGCAACCACGUAAUAAUAAUAUAUAAUAAUAAAACCUUUUUCAUGCCAUCAACAUCGAACGGCGGGGUAAAGACUGGCUGUAUGAAACCCUGCUGCUGUUUGGUACUUAGUCCUGCAGAGCGGAUGACUACCACUCCUCAUCUUUGUUCAUGUUUAUUCUUCUUGUUAACGUAGGCCAAUGUAAAAAUGCACACGUCCAUUUUCUCCGUCUAAACCUCUACUUUUUCUUUCCUUUGACAAAUUAGACUGACGCUCUUUUCUCUUUUCUUUUUGGACUUUCAUACCAACGUUGAAUUUCGAAAUGAACAACUAUGGACAUCGCAUAUAUGUGUCCAUACUGUGUAAAAAUGAAGGCACUUUUUGAAUAGCCUAUAAGCGCAACCUUUUAUUUAUUCAGUAGGCCUACAUAUUUUAAUUUCAGGCGAAUUGGCCAAGGAGGUAUAUGCUUUAUUGGCAAUAUUUGUCAGGACGCUUGAUAUUUGUUUUAAAAUGAAAAUUGAGGAUAUAUUGUAAGCACUGUUAUGUCGUUUGUGUUAGAUAUAUGUAGACCUUUACUUUCAGCACUGUAUACUUGUAUAUUGCUAGGAAAAUUAGCAAGGGUCCAUCAAUGAGGGCUGAUCUUUAGGCUAUAUUACAACAAAUCCUUUGUAAGAAAUAAAAUAUAUCUGUUGGACUGUUUAAGUCCAAAUCCACAAAAAACAAGGCUAAUUUCGAUUUCUUUAUGCACCCAGAAUUCAUGGGGCUUUUUUGAGGGGGGGCACUGCAAACAGAUUUCUCUGUAAAUCUUAACUCUGCCAGCAUUAUUACACAAUCAGCCCAAAAUCAGGAAGGAAAAAAUGCAUAAAGGGUGAGGCAAUAUUCUAAUAGUUAAACAGGAUUCUCACAUAAAUGUAUAUGCUUGCAAUUCAUUCAUCAAUAAAACUAAUAAGAAGGGUAAACUGACCUCACCUGGGAUUAACCUGCAAAAUAUUUGGUGAUACUGAAGCCAAAAUCUUAAAACACAAUCUGCAUGUAAGGUCCACACUAGUACCACAGUAGCGCUGCAUAAAAUAUUAUAGAAAUAUCACAGUGGCGUCUUGUCUGUUUUCACCUGGCAGGAGCAGGUCAGGCCUGUUUGUGUAAACUGACAUUAAAUUAAUAAAUCCGAUUUCCCCGAAAACCAUUAAUUAAUUGAUUAUAGAUUUUAAGUAAAUGGUUUUAAACGUCACCCAAAUGAUGCCCUCUGUGUUAGAGCGUGAGCGUGAGCGUGUGCAAUUAAGGCGCAAGAAAUGAAGCGGGGAACUGAUCUGUGUUGAGUUACAGGGUGAAAACCUGCAGCUCUGGUACAUUUACAGCUGUCCUCUUCAGAUACAUUUAGUCCAAAGGAUGUUUCUGCUGAAUAGCUCAAGGGUUCAAAAUGCAAAAAGUUUUUGACAAAGACUGGGCUUUAAGAAAAUAAAAAUCCCAAAAUAACACAAAAAAAGAUCAUUGGGUUUGACAUAAAUUGUUGAGAAAAGAUUUGUUUCUUCUCUUAAAAACACUCUUCCUUUCUUAUAUAUUUCGGAAAAAUCAACCUAAAAAUGUAUUACAGAGGCACGGCAGUAAGAUCCAGUGAAACCUGCACCACUAUUGAAUAAAUGAAUGUCCUCUCACACCAUGGAAAUACCACAGCCACUGGCUAUAUUACAAAAGGCACAUGAGUGAAUUUUCCUAAAUGCUCUUCACUGCAUUCCUUGUUACUUGUUUAUUACAGCAGUUGCAAAAUUCUGAAUAUUUUGUUUUACCAGCUACUAAAGAUAUGAAAUAAUUUUUAUUUAGUUUAGUCUGUGAUGUUGAAAAAAAUACCAGGUGCUCUUAACAUAAAAAAACAUGGAGGUCAAUGGUCUAUUUCCACACACUGCACACCUCUUGAAAGUUAAAGUAACCCAAUGGUAAUUCAAGAUGUCUUAAGAUGUGUUCAUUUUAUUUUGUAGCUAAUGCUGUUGAGGCGUGUUUGCACACACACGUGUACUUCAGGCCGUAAGCACACUGUUUUACGACUUUGAAAUCUCAUAACAUGACCACUGACUGAACCCCAGUAAAAUGAGCAUGCCAUGGAGCACAGGGAUGAGAAGGCUCAGCAGCAGAGGAGCAGCGCAUUAACAAACUGAUGACAUUUGCUGAGCUUCAGCGCUCUGGCGGAGCUGAGGGAGUGAGAUGGGACUUCACAGCUGUUACCUUACCAGGCCUGGAUGACAGCUCCAUAAAAAGCCAGAGGCCUGCUCUGUGCAGACAGACACGCUGUGUGCUUGUGUCUCAACACUAUCGAGACUUCAGUGAAAACAGGACACUUGUGUGGUGCUGCAGACUGACAGGAGAGCAAUCAGUUACCAGAGACGCAGAAACCUAACAUCACAGGCACAGGGUGCAGGUUACUGGGUGCUUAAAUCUGGAUGAGUGCAGUGCGACUCGCUUUCACUUUGGGUUCAUCUUUUGUUGAAACCAAACCAGCACUAUUGUAGACAGAUUCCCAGAACAAGGCAGCAAUAGAUUUUCACCCUAAAUGACGCGUUACCCAUCAAAUAAACACUAUGUGGCUGCAUAAUCCAUAGUUCGCUCAAAAUCACUGCUGUGACAGUUACAACAAUUUUAAGUUUUACAACAUUGACCAUGAAAUUAUUUGUUUUGCAUUAGUGUGAGAUGCAUCAGCCCCCUGAGUUUUGUCAAAAUCCAAUCAGUGGUCUGGGAUGUCAUGUUUAGGUUUAAUUACUCUUCAGAAGAACAAGCCGUGUUAUUUAAACGGAGAGUUUGAGGUACAGGCUUUGUUACAACUGGACUAUAGCAAUGUAGUUUUUUCAAAGUUUGCAAAAUCAUCUCCCAAAAGCGCAUUCAGUGUCAUUUCUGAAAUGCUGCAAGACAAUGUGAAGAUGCAACAUCCCUCAAAUACUUAGGAUACCUCACAAUUUUGUUUAAAAACAAAAGACAGUAAGCCGGGAGUGCAGUCAAACGCUUUAGUAGAGAAAGUUAUUAUGUGUUCCAAACAGAUGCAUCAGCACUACAACACUUCAUUCAGGCAUUGCAGCGUAUCUUCCUUACCUGACCACACAGAAUACAAUGAAUAUGUCACUUUUAUUAAUAAAACAUACAAAUAUCACUGUUGAAAUGUACAAUGUCUAUAAGCAAAACAUUCUGAAAAAACCUAAGCAAGCAAAAAGCAAAA